AUGGGCUCAAUCAUCGCCAAGGACAAUAUUACUAUUGUCUUGAAAGUUUCCAAACAAUCGGUUUUGACCAAGUCUUCAAUCAUGUUGAUCAUCACGUCCCUUCACGUCUUGUUCGGGAAAAAACGAAACCCAGAUGAAGAUGUCGGCGGUGUUCUCCUGUUUAUUCAGGGGCAUAGUACUGUCUCUCUCCGUGUACCUAAACGUCAGACUGGAACGGCUCUUCUGUGUGUUCAACUGAAAAUGGUGGGAUACCUCCGAGUCGCAUAUCUUCCCGUCCAACUCCCGACAAGCAGCAGCAAAGGCAAGAAUGAUAUUCAACCACGAAUGGCCUCGCUUUCUUAUCACACCGGAAACUGUCAGAGGCUGCGAGCACUGCAGACGGCAGAACAUGGCCGCAAGUCAACAAGUUCAGCUCAUCCGCAUCAUCAGUUCUCCGUCCUUCUCGACAAUAAUGGAUCCGUCAACCGUGGAGGGGACGUGGUCGCAGAACGUUUAGUAUUCCGUCUCGACGCCCCAUCGGGCUUUUGCCCUCGGCACUGCGAUACCCCUUACUCUCCGCUUCGCGCCGCUGCUGAGAAGGGGCUUCGGGUUGUCCAGAGCCGGUGUACCCUGCUGGAAGUUCACGCUAUUGAUCACGCACGACAUGUUGUGGGCAUGUCGAAUGAGUCCUCGGGGAUGGGAUUUGGUGCGAUUCUCUCGAAAUCACGCGGGAUGUACUACUCCCAAAGACGCUGGCGAGAUGCUUCCCAGACGCUAAUGUCUUGGGAAUCCGAGUCAGCCAUGCCCUGA
Molecule: messenger RNA, 789 nt
Organism: Sodiomyces alkalinus F11
Lineage: Eukaryota; Fungi; Ascomycota; Sordariomycetes; Glomerellales; Plectosphaerellaceae
Exons: 7
Coding region: 1-789 (262 amino acids)
Source: RefSeq, a predicted model, not a curated record